CGGGAACACCGGAUGUACGUCAGUGCGCUGUUGAGUUCAUUGUUUUUACUUGAGACCGCGAUUGUUACAGUAAGGUAAAUUGUAACAGUGCUUAGUCUACAAGCAAUUUGUUAGACCAUGAGUCUGCCGGCCGCACCACCUAGCUAUGCUGAAGCUACAGCAGGAGAUAAAGAACUAAGAGCUGGAAACUUGAAUUAUGCCAGUCAGCCACCCCCAAUGCCCCCUACAGCCAUGCCCAUGCAUCCCAGCUGGGCUUAUGUGCAUCCCGGUCCCAGUCCUGGAUAUUCGAAUUCUUACGCUGCAGACAUGUCCUCACCCUUCUCUGAUCCGAGCUCCAGCAGUAGCUUUGAUGGUCUUAAUGGGAGCAACUGGGAAGACAAGAAUAUCCGGCGCAUGUUCAUCAGAAAGGUCUUCUGUAUCCUCAUGGUUCAGCUCAUGGUUACGUUUAGUGUGGUGUCACUCUUCACAUUUUGCGAGCCUGUCCGAAAGUUUGUUCAAUACAAUAGGGUGUUUUAUCUUACCUCAUACAUGACUUUUAUGGGAACCUACCUGAUGCUUGUAUGCAGCUCAAAUGCACGACGAAGAUUUCCUACCAACAUGAUUCUUCUUGGAAUUUUUACUUUGGCAAUGUCGUAUAUGGCAGGCAUGCUUGCCAGCUACCAUAAUACCAAAGUGGUGAUGAUGUGUAUAGGUAUCACAGCUCUGGUGUGUCUGGCCAUCACGCUCUUCUGUUUCCAGUCCAGGGUUGACUUCACCAGCCGUCACGGAUUGCUUUUCUCCCUCAUGAUGGUGUUAAUGAUAACUGGUCUUCUGCUAUUCUUCACUGCACCGUUUGGAUAUAUACCAUGGAUGCACACUGCUUAUGCUGGAUUUGGUGCUUUGGUUUUCACCCUGUUUUUGGCGUUCGAUAUGCAGCUGUUGAUUGGCAACAGACGGUACUCUCUGAACCCAGAGGAGCACGUGUUCGGAGCGAUCUGCCUCUACAUGGAUGUCGUCUACAUAUUCCUCUUUUUCCUUCAGCUCUUUGGAAGUCGUGAGUGAGUUUGGUCAGGCGGCACCCCCCUUAAGACCGGGCUGGACUUCAGCCUUAUCCUCUGUUAAAAACAUAAAUACACCCUUCUCAAUUACUCCAAGGUUUGGCGAGGAGCAAGCAGUCUUCCUUCAUUCUGUGUGGCAGUUGAAGUUUGAUGUGUGAUGUUUUUAUGUACUGAUCAUGGUUAUGUGGCCCUUUGCACGACUGGUAUGCACCUGAGCUGUGAGAUAACCACACUACCAUUCAGAUAAACACAUGCCGUUUAGGGUAGACAAUCACUGCAAGUGGCUAUUGAGGAGGGUGAUCGAAUGGGAACGUAACUUUUGUGUCCCCCAGUCAACUUGAUUUGAAAUGCCCUGAAUCAUCUGCAUAAAAUAAUGUUUCAAAUUCCAGCAUAGAAAAAGUUAAAUGUGUAUUUGGGUGUGAUUUAGUGGGGAACAUAGGGACAGUAUUUGACAAAGGUAUUAUCUAUUCGUUUGCACGUUGUAUAGUCGAAAUUAAUCUUAACAUCGGACAGGCAGAUCUUUGCUGAUGAUUAUUAAAAAUAUCUAAAUCUUAGGCUUCGCAUCUGCUGUGAAAUUAUAGCUGAGCCAGAGAGGUCCAUGUGUGAACGUUUGUUUUUCUUGUGCAAUAAGGAUAGCAGAUAUACCUAAAGAUAGUUGUUGCAGUAUUUUGUGCCUCCUUUGAAUGCCGGUUGAUAAUGAGGUAUUGUUGUUGUAUGCACAGUUUUAUGGUUGCUUAUAUGUGCAGCCAAAUCCAUAAAAUAUGCUGUGUGCCAAAAUUUAUUCCUGUCACGUGAUGAUGGCAAAGAUUUCCGUUUAGUCCAACAGGUAGGUGGUAAGGUCUGCAAUACUGUAUAUGUCUAUCAAUUGCCUGAUUUGUACGUGUGUGUGAUGCUUGGGUGUUAAUUUUCAAGACUUUGUCGCUUUUAAAAAUUGUAUUAUUUUUCACAUUUGAGUAAAAUGUUUUAAAUAUGAAUUUUAAAAAGAGACUUGGUAAAAAAAAUCAGAAAUAAUUACAAAAGAAGGUGGGUGGAUGCAUCUUUUAUUUACCAUGAGAUGAGGCUAAAUUUCUACAAUACAUCUGUCUCCUAAAAACGUAUAUGUAGAGAUAGUAUGAGUCUUUCUUCUGUAACUUACACCUGUAUUAACAUUCCUCUUUGCUUGCAUUUUAAUAAUGUUUCUUUAAGCUAAACAUUCUUCUUCUGCAUAAGUGUCUUUUUUUCCAGGAAUAGAAAACAUACCAAUACACAUUUUCCUAAUUUAAUAUUAAUAACGUUAUUAAUACAAUAAGUGGCAGUUUGAAGAAAAAUGUACAUAUUUUUUCAGACAUCAGAUUUUUUUUUGUUGAAAAAAUGUUCACAGGUUUAAAGGAACAGUAUGUAGGAUUGUGGCCAAAACUGGUAUUGCAAUCACAAAACUUGUGGCUAAAACUGGUACUGCAAUCACACAACUGGUGGCCAAUACACAAAAUGACAACAUAAACAUCAGUUGAGGGCUGCAACUCCACUUUUUAAAUUAUAAUAUCCUGGCCAGACCACUGUUGUCAGUGAUUUAAGUAUUUGAAAUGAAAAUAAUUUCUUAAUGUCUAGUGACAUAUCAGGUCUAUUUAAUGAUCAAUUGAUAUAAAUUUCUUACAUACUGUUCCUUUAACAGACAUUGAAAGCUAUUUUUCUGUCAUGAUGUGACCUUGGUUUAUUAAAGGUCACCUAAUAUAAAAAAGUACUUUUAUAUGUUGCACAUCAUUUUGGGUCGCUUGUGUAUGCGCGCAACCACCCUGUAAUGAUAAAAACCUGCCCGCUUUUUUUAAAUCCCUUAAAACCUCAUGGGAAAGCUGUUGCUGUGUUCUGUUGUCACUUUGCACAGACUCCGCCCACAACCAUUCAAAGACCACACUUAGGUCAUCAUUUCUAUUUUAAAUUUUCUUUACAUAAUUUGUUACUGCAUGGUCAUUAUGAACAAUGAAGUAAGGUGAUUAUACACCUUUUUAAAUAAGUCAUUUUCAGUUUAGAUAAA
Molecule: messenger RNA, 3048 nt
Organism: Paramisgurnus dabryanus
Lineage: Eukaryota; Metazoa; Chordata; Actinopteri; Cypriniformes; Cobitidae
Gene: faim2a
Product: Fas apoptotic inhibitory molecule 2a
Biological process (GO): negative regulation of apoptotic signaling pathway
Cellular component (GO): membrane; Golgi apparatus; endoplasmic reticulum
Source: RefSeq, a predicted model, not a curated record